Molecule: messenger RNA, 1172 nt
Organism: Argiope bruennichi
Lineage: Eukaryota; Metazoa; Arthropoda; Arachnida; Araneae; Araneidae
Product: polyamine-modulated factor 1-like
Exons: 4
Coding region: 456-1079 (207 amino acids)
Biological process (GO): chromosome segregation
Cellular component (GO): MIS12/MIND type complex
Source: RefSeq, a predicted model, not a curated record
UAACUGAUUACGACUUUCGUAAAGCAGGGAAAUCGUGAACUGAUGCGGCUUUACCUAAGAUUCAUAAUUUAAUGCGGAAUGUGUAAAAGACUUGAAUUGCAGAACAUGUGAAAAAAAGAAGGGGAGAGCCAUCCCGUUAGGUUUAUUGAAAUAUUACUAACAGCUACUGUUCCCAUAAACUGAAAAAUCAAAAUGUAAUUCUGCAAUUUCAGUCUUGAGCUUCCGCGUUCAGUUUCUUUAUGUAACGUGAAUCUGGCAACUCACUUUUUCCCGCUUUGGUUUGAUGUUUGAUCCUUAAAACGUUAGGCAGGAAAACUGUUGUUCCGUGUUAUUUAUAAACAUUCAUUAGAAAAUCUAGUUUGUUAAAUAGUUGUCAAGGGAUUGUAUUUUUUUCAUAAGCUCUUUUUUUUAAAUUGAACUAUUUUCGUGUUACAUUGUUAAUAGCCUGUCUACAAAUGGCUUCGGCAGAUAAUUCUAACCAACCUUCUACAAAUAGUGAUUCUGUACCCAGUUUUGAUACUCCUGAAGGUAGACUUGGACAUUAUUAUGAGCAUGCUGUUACUCAAACUUUAGAAAAAUUUCUUGCAUCUAUUAGGUAUUCAAUAUUCAAGUCAAAAUAUCCAGAGCUGUACAAAGAAUGUGGUAAAGAGUUUAGAGAUCUACACAAGCAAUUAAUAAAUCAGUUAAGAGAUACAAUUACAACAGAUUUAAAAAAUUUAUCCACAGAAACUAAUGUAUUCUCUUCAUUAAAAGCACUUGAUGAUAUGAUUACAAAACAAAGUGACAGAGCUGAUGAAGAUUCUUGGAGACCGUCAGGUAAUCCUGAAAAUGACAUCAGAGACCACGUUCACCAUCAGAAACUAAAGCAUAAGAAAUGUUUGGAAUUUGUUUUGGAAACAUAUGUUGUAGAGAACAAUAAAUUGGAGCAAAUAGUUGAACAAAAUCAUGCAGAGAUUAUGAAGUUAAAGAAAGAAAUUGAUAAUGAUAACCAAGAGGUGCAAAGUUAUUUUGCUGCUGUCAACGCUCUUGAUCUUCUUAAGUUGGAUGAAGAUAUCCAUUCUAUGUUUGGAAAGAAAUAAAAAGAAGAAGAAGCUUAUUUAUCAUUGUUUACAUUAUUUUUGCUUUUGUGACUUGUAUUUAAUAAUAUUGAUUUAUUUAUGUGUAUGUACAUA